AUGUCUACCGUCGACGUGUCGGCCGCACUCGACGCGCUCGAGGCGCUCGCUGCGAACGCGUCUACCUCAUCGUCCGGGCCUCUUAACCGCUUACUCAACGAGCACUUCACCGUCGCGCGCGAACGCAUCCUUGCCGGCUCGCCGCCCAAACAAGUCAUCACUGAGUUGCAGACCAACCUCGCCCGCGCCAAAAAGGAUGUCGAGAAGGGUCUGAAAGCAUGGUACUCUGCACUUGGCAACGUCGGCAAGAGUGUCGACAAGUCUUUCCCUCCAAAUCUGUCCGCCAUCAGUGCCGCAUAUGACGACCCACCGCUCUUCGUGGAUGCAGCCGCAUCUAAAGCGCUCGACAAUAUCGUGCUGGACAGCUUGGGGCGGCGUGGCUUGUGGGACGCUGUUGAGGCAUUCGAGGAGGAGACAGACCUCCACUACAACUCUGAGAAACGCGUGCUUUCCGAAGAGCUGUAUCGCAUCGUGCACGACAUCGAGUCCGGCAACCUCUCCUCCGCUAUUCAGUGGACCAACGAGAACAAGGACUUCCUUGCUGCACCACCACACCCCUCUUCUCUCCCCUACCACCUCCACCGCGCCGUCUUCCUCUCCUUCACGGAUCGCAUGAAGGCGUUGGAGUAUGCCCGGGCCCAUCUUUUCGCGUACAUGUCCACGCAGCCGGUGCUGGCUCUCGUGACCUCUUGUUUGUACAGCGGCGCCGACGAGUCGCCGUACGCCAACGACCCAGCGCCCCUCGCGUCCAUGUUCAUCACGGACUACUGCCGGCGGCACGGGUGGGCAAGGGAGGAUCCUCUCGAGGUCGUUGUGGACCUCGGCAGCCGCGGCGGCGCGCUCAACGCAAUCGAGAAGGCGCGUCGUGUGAUGGGCGAGAGGCUGGGCAACGUCCGCAAGUGGGAAGAGCUCCCUAUGGAGGUCCCACUUCCGCCCAAUCGCAGAUACCACUCGGUAUUCGUCUGCCCCGUGUCCAAGGAGCAGGCGACCGAAUCGAACCCCCCCACCAUGCUGUCGUGUGGGCAUGUGGUUGCGCGAGAGUCGCUCACCCGCAUGGUCAAGUCUGGCAAGCGGUCGGCCAAGUGUCCAUAUUGCCCACAGGAGACGGCUCUGACGUCCGCCCAGCGUCUGUACUUUUAG
Molecule: messenger RNA, 1140 nt
Organism: Cutaneotrichosporon oleaginosum
Lineage: Eukaryota; Fungi; Basidiomycota; Tremellomycetes; Trichosporonales; Trichosporonaceae
Biological process (GO): proteasome-mediated ubiquitin-dependent protein catabolic process
Cellular component (GO): GID complex; cytoplasm; nucleus
Molecular function (GO): protein binding; ubiquitin protein ligase activity
Source: RefSeq, a predicted model, not a curated record